UAUGGAAUGGAGAAGUUAAAUUCUAAUAUGCAUUCUAAAUUAUCGGAAUGUGCGAUAGAACGAUUACGUGAGAAAAAAAUAUUCACCGUUAUUGAUUUUAUACUCGAAGAUCAAGAUAAAUUGAGAAUCGCAACAAAUCUUUCGUUUAAGGAAGUGAUGGAUAUUAAGAAAAAUCUUACAGAGAAAUUUGGUGGGGUCGUGAAGAAACCUUCAAAUCUGUGGAAAUUAGAACAAUCAAAUGUAAUCUGCACCAAAAUAAAAAGUUUGGAUGAUUUACUGGGAGGUGGUUUAAAUCCUGGUCAAAUAUAUGAAAUAUGCGGUGUAUCUUCCUCUGGAAAAACACAAUUGUGUUUAACGAUUGCAAGUAAUAUUGCAUUAUUGCCUAAUAAUCUUGUGAGGUAUAUCGAUACCAAAGGAGAUUUUUUUGCCUCCAGAGUAGAAACAAUAUUGAAGCAUAAAACGAAUAAUGAAGAGGAAAUGAACAAAGCAAUGGAACAGAUAAGAAUUACUUUGGUACGAGAUCCUAAUAAAUUACUUAGUAUUCUACAACAUAUGAUAAGUAUUUUAAAACAAGAGAAUGGUAUACGUACUAGAGCUUUAAUCAUUGACUCUUUACCAGGAAUAAUUUUUAAAUUUUCUAAAGAACCAGAAAUCAAUUUCACUUUAAAUCGCUUAUCAAAUCUAUGUCGAUUUUUAGCAAAUGAAUUUUAUAUACCUAUUAUUAUAGUAAAUUUAAUAACUCAGUGGACAUUGUCGAACGAUAAAAGCAGUAACGAGCCUGUAACGAAAGGAACACAAACAUUAGUAAAUCCAACAUUAGGAAAAUAUUGGUUGCACAUACCCAAUACAAGAUUAUUGGUAGAAAAGUUAAAUAAUGAUUACAGAAAAAUUACUAUUUGGAAAAGUUUUCAAAUUAAAAUGGAUUCUGUAUGUAGCGUUAAGUUAAGCGAAGCUGGUAUUAUGUGAGCGAUUUAUAAUUUAUGAAAAAUACAUUAAUAACUGUAUAUAAAAUAAAUGUUUAAGGCAAGUGA
Vespa crabro (European hornet) is the source of this 1031-nucleotide messenger RNA. It is a transcript of the gene Rad51D, whose product is annotated as DNA repair protein RAD51 homolog 4-like. Gene Ontology annotation, molecular function: four-way junction DNA binding; ATP binding; ATP-dependent DNA damage sensor activity. Bases 7 to 966 code for a protein of 319 amino acids. Gene Ontology annotation, cellular component: centrosome; Rad51B-Rad51C-Rad51D-XRCC2 complex; replication fork. The record is from RefSeq and is a predicted model, not a curated record. The transcript is spliced from 4 exons. Gene Ontology annotation, biological process: reciprocal meiotic recombination; double-strand break repair via homologous recombination; telomere maintenance. Lineage: Eukaryota; Metazoa; Arthropoda; Insecta; Hymenoptera; Vespidae.